This is a messenger RNA of Myodes glareolus (Bank vole), 822 nucleotides long. RefSeq names its product receptor transporter protein 1 (gene Rtp1). Gene Ontology annotation, cellular component: cell surface. Gene Ontology annotation, molecular function: olfactory receptor binding. Gene Ontology annotation, biological process: protein targeting to membrane; detection of chemical stimulus involved in sensory perception of bitter taste; protein insertion into membrane. The record is from RefSeq and is a predicted model, not a curated record. Lineage: Eukaryota; Metazoa; Chordata; Mammalia; Rodentia; Cricetidae.
GGUCUUGCUUCCUCCCGGUCCUGCCAAUGAGGAUUUUUAGACCGUGGAGACUACGCUGCCCUGCCCUGCACUUGCCCUCAUUCCCCACAUUCUCUCUAAAGUGGAGCUUGCCUUCGCUCGCCCCCGACGAGGACAUGUGUAAGAGUGUGACCACAGGUGAGUGGAAGAAGGUCUUCUAUGAGAAGAUGGAGGAGGCGAAGCCAGCUGAUAGCUGGGACUUCAUCAUAGACCCCAACCUCAAGCACAAUGUGUUGGCCCCUGGCUGGAAGCAGUACCUGGAACUUCAUGCCUCAGGCAGGUUCCACUGCUCCUGGUGCUGGCACACCUGGCAGUCGCCCCAUGUAGUCAUCCUCUUCCACAUGUACCUGGACCGUGCCCAGCGGGCUGGUUCUGUGCGCAUGCGCGUGUUCAAGCAGCUGUGCUACGAGUGCGGCACAGCACGGCUGGACGAGUCCAGCAUGCUGGAGGAGAACAUCGAAAGCCUGGUGGACAACCUCAUCACCAGCCUACGCGAGCAGUGCUACGGGGAGCGCGGGGGCCACUAUCGCAUCCACGUGGCCAGCCGCCAGGACAACCGGCGACACCGUGGCGAGUUCUGCGAGGCCUGCCAGGAAGGCAUCGUGCACUGGAAGCCCAGCGAGAAGCUGCUGGAGGAGGAGGCGAACACCUACACCUUCUCCCGUGCGCCCAGCCCCACCAAGCCACAGGCCGAAGCCGGCUCAGGCUGCAACUUCUGCUCCAUCCCCUGGUGCUUAUUUUGGGCUACCGUCCUGCUGCUCAUAAUCUACCUGCAAUUCUCCUUCCGUAGUUCUUUCUAAGAUU